AUGCAGAUCAUAGUGGAUGUAUUCCACACAAUCGACAAAACAAUUCCAGCUGAGGACUCACAGGACAUCAUUGAAGACAUACCUUACGAAGAUAUCAUUCAAGGAUCUCAAAGAACGCCAAAUGGUAGUAGUCCGGGCCUGGAUGGUAUAUGUUACGAAAUAUUGCACCUUCUAGUUAUCAACCCAAGCUGUGAAGCGAUUAUUCUGCAAGUGUUCAACGAUGCUUUAUCACUAGGCAAAUUUCCAAAAUCCUGGCAGGAAUCAUGUAUUGUGCUGCUACCAAAGAAAGGGGAUAUGACUGACCUUUGCAACUACCGUCCAAUAACCCUAAUAGCCUCUGAUUGCAAAGUUUUUACCAGACUACUUUACUCACAAGUCAUAGAGGUAGCAAGUGACCUUAUAGGCCUCCACCAAAGUGGCUUUCUGAGAGGUAGAUACAUUGGAGACCAUGGGAUGUCAUUGAAAGUGAUUGUAGACAAUGCACGUGAAGCAAGAUGGAACAACUCUGGAGAAUUUGUCGAAUAUGCUGGGAUUUUGCUGGACAACGCCAAAGCGUAUGAUAGGGUGAAUCCCCAGUAUUAUCUAUCCAAGGUCCUAGUGAAGUUUGGUUUUUCAAAACAGUUUGUCCAAUGCAUCUGCAAGUUAUUCUUCGACAACUCAAUUUACGUGAAUGUCAAUGGCUUUUUAACAGAUCCUAUCGAGCAAAGACGGGGCAUCAGACAAGGAGACAGUAUAUCACCAAUGCUGUUCAACUUGACUAUUGAACCAUUUCAGCUAUCUGUGACCAAAAGUACAACUAUCUCGGGGUAUAGUCUCCAACACGCCAAGCCUAUAAGCAAGAGAGCAAACAGUUGGGUGGCUCCUCCUCCAUUGAAAGUACUCGCACAUGCGGAUGAUGUCCUGACAUUCGUUAAAUCUCGGGCUGAACUUCUUGAUCUGGAAGAAAGAUUGGAAUCUUACAACAAGACCCCGAGCUCCAAGAUCAACUACGACAAGUCCGUAGCCUUCCCUCUUCAUGGUGGAAGAAUGACAAGCCAAACUGGUGGCCUAAUUCAAGAUCAUGCAACAAAUAAUCUCAAAAUCAAAUGGUAUGAUUCUAUGUCUACAGGAUUUAUAAAAUACCUAGGUUAUCCAAUUUGGUUCUGCAGUCAAGAAAGAGACGUAUACAUUGCUAAACUUCUGGGUGAUAUUACUACUGCUAUUGAAAGGUUUGCAGCACGACAAAUCUCACUGUACGGCAGAGCGAAUAUUGUCAACACUAUGAUAUUGUCCAAACUAUGGCAUGUCAUUCGGAUCGUUUCCCUGCCCAAAAACACACUCAAAAAUAUAACCUCAAUCAUUUAUCAGUUUGUAAUGUCUGGCCUGUAUCCACCUCUAAAGGGCAAUUCUCUCUUCCUACCAAGGUAUCAAGGCGGUUAA
Molecule: messenger RNA, 1419 nt
Organism: Mucor velutinosus
Lineage: Eukaryota; Fungi; Mucoromycota; Mucoromycetes; Mucorales; Mucoraceae
Exons: 1
Coding region: 1-1419 (472 amino acids)
Source: RefSeq, a predicted model, not a curated record